Messenger RNA from Daphnia magna, 832 nucleotides. It is a transcript of the gene eca, whose product is annotated as transmembrane emp24 domain-containing protein eca. The transcript is spliced from 5 exons. The record is from RefSeq and is a predicted model, not a curated record. Gene Ontology annotation, biological process: Golgi organization; intracellular protein transport; endoplasmic reticulum to Golgi vesicle-mediated transport. Gene Ontology annotation, cellular component: COPII-coated ER to Golgi transport vesicle; endoplasmic reticulum-Golgi intermediate compartment; Golgi apparatus. The coding region runs from base 58 to 705 and encodes 215 amino acids. Lineage: Eukaryota; Metazoa; Arthropoda; Branchiopoda; Diplostraca; Daphniidae.
AGGUGUCACUGUCAUUUUUCUACCUGGUUGUCGAUAGUCUCAACUGAAGCCGGGAAAAUGCAGUUCCUUGGCAUUUCGUUAAUUUUCGUUAUAUAUUUAUCAUGUGUAUCUGGUCUUUACUUUCAUAUAGCGGAAACGGAAAGAAAAUGUUUCAUCGAGGAAAUUCCAGAUGAAACUAUGGUGAUUGGCAAUUAUAAGGUGCAGUUGUAUGAUCCUCGUACUGGUGGGUUUAUGCCAUCAAGCCCUGGGAUUGGAAUGCAUGUCGAGGUUAAAGAUCCUGAUGACAAAGUUGUCUUGUCUAGGGUGUACAGCUCAGAAGGAAGAUUUACUUUCACAUCCCACACCCCUGGAGAACAUAUCAUUUGUUUAUAUUCAAACAGCACCAAAUGGUUUUCUGGCACUCAGUUGAGAGUCCAUUUAGAUAUUCAUGUUGGAGAACAAACCAUGGACUAUGCUGGCAUUGCACAGAAGGAAAAGUUAACAGAGCUUCAACUACGUGUGCGUCAAUUGCUGGCCCAAGUAGAUCAGAUCAAUAAAGAGCAAAACUACCAACGUAUUCGUGAGGAGCGAUUCCGACAGACAAGCGAGAGCACUAAUCAACGAGUUCUUUGGUGGUCGUUGACACAAACGGCCAUUCUCUUGGUGAUGGGCGCUUGGCAAAUGAGACAUCUCAAGAAAUUCUUCGAAGCCAAGAAACUCGUUUAGAAAGGAGAAAACUGAUUGUGUUGUCCGUCUAUUUCGGUUUCUUAUCUCGUGUUUUUUUUCCUUUUUUUUUUUCUAAAAUUGACUUUACGAUUGCUAAGAACAUGAAAUAAAAGUUGAUACCCAUGUU